GGGACGGGCUUUCCGGGUGGAAGUCUGUCGUGUGGGAAGAGGAAAAGGCUGGUGACGGACAGGCCGACCUGACACUCAAAGCCGGCGAGUUGAGUUGGGCGUUCAGGAGAAACACCAGGAUCUAUGGCUGUCCGAGGGAUGAACCUGUGCAGUAUUUGUUGUCUGAUCCUGUAUUUCGUCGCGGCAGUGUUUGCGGGACGUGAUUUCUAUAAGAUCCUGGGUGUAAGCAGAUCUGCGACGGUCAAGGAUAUCAAAAAAGCUUACAGAAAGCUGGCUCUGCAGCUUCACCCAGACAGAAACCAAGAUGAUCCAAAUGCUCAAGACAAGUUCGCGGACUUGGGGGCUGCCUAUGAGGUGCUAUCUGACGAAGAGAAAAGGAAGCAAUACGAUCAAUAUGGAGAGGAGGGGCUGAAGGAAGGACAUCACAGCUCACAUGGGGACAUCUUCUCCAGUUUCUUUGGCGACUUUGGCUUCAUGUUUGGCGGAAACCAGCGGCAGCAGGACCGGAACAUUCCCCGGGGCAAUGACAUCGUGCUGGAUCUGGAGGUCACACUCGAAGAGGUGUAUUCUGGGAAUUUUGUGGAAGUUGUGCGUAACAAGCCGAUAGCCAAGGAGGCUCCUGGGAAGAGGAAAUGCAACUGUCGACAGGAAAUGAGGACGACGCAACUGGGACCUGGGCGCUUCCAGAUGACACAGGAAGUGGUCUGCGAUGAGUGUCCCAAUGUCAAACUGGUGAAUGAGGAGAAGACACUGGAGGUUGAGAUUGAACAGGGAGUGAGAGAUGAGAUGGAGUAUCCCUUCAUAGGAGAAGGAGAACCUCAUAUCGAUGGAGAACCAGGAGAUUUGCGCUUCCGCAUUAAAGUCAUGAAGCACCCUGUGUUUGAGCGCAGGGGAGAUGACCUUUACACCAAUGUCACCAUCUCCCUGGUGGAGGCGCUAGUGGGCUUCGAGAUGGACAUCAAACACCUCGAUGGACACAAGGUUCACAUUGUGAGAGACAGGAUCACCAAACCUGGAGCCAAACUGUGGAAAAAGGGGGAGGGCCUCCCCAACUUCGAUAACAACAACAUCCGUGGCUCUCUCAUCGUCACCUUUGACGUGGAGUUCCCCAAAGAACAGCUGGACGAACAAGAAAAAGAGGGGGUAAGGCAGCUGCUGAAACAGGCAUCAACACAGAAGGUGUACAAUGGACUGCAGGGGUACUGACGUGUUGGCGGAUUUCAGGAUUUUUUCCACACGCACACUAUCACAUGGACACACAGAAACAAGCAUUGGGGUGUAUUUAUUGUUCAUAGAUUGUACUCAGGACGGGUUGUCUUAUUGUUUGCAUUUUUAUUUUUUAAUAUUUUGAAAUAAAAAUUUUAGUUUUGUUUUUUUGAAUUUUAAUUUUGUUUUAAACCCCCCAUUUCUUUACUUACCUUUUUUCAAAUGGACAAUUGUGGGUGACAACAUGUGUAUCCUUUUCAUUUUUAAUUCCCAAACUGGAAUUUUUAAAUAUACAAGUAUAUUUAAAUAUUUGUUUGAUGUUUUUCUUUUCUUGAAUAAUUCCGUGCUUCCCAGUUUGAAUAGGGAGAAAUCUCAAGUGAUCAGUCACACUACAGACACAGGCUGAUCUAAAAGGAACUUGCAUUUCCACUUCCCCUCUCUCAGCUGGACUGGCCUGAAGAGUUGAACUCCAUUAGUGAUGAAGGACUGAGCCUUCAGAAUCUAAGGUCUUGAGCAACAGCUGAUUCUGGGAUGGCUCUUUGAAAUAGUUUUAUUAUUACUUUAUUUCUUUUCUUCUUUUAUUUUUUACAAUUUUUAUUUUCAGGACUGUUAACGCAAAAAAAAAAAAAGUGGAACUUGGUUUGCAUUCUUUUUUCCACUUCCAUGGUACAAAUUCCGUUUCAAAUUCUAAGGCCGAGUGUCCUUCAGUCUUAAUGCUUUUUUGUGUUCAUCCCGUGACUGAGUCAUAACUUUGCCCGUCAUUGUGUUUGUUCUCCAUGGUGUUUUUUUCUGGGCUUUUUUGUCCAUUUUUGGGCUGCCUUUACCACGACAGCCUAGAUCUUUCCUCUGGACUGUAUCUGACAGAAAGGGACUGUAGUGAACAAAAAAAAAAAAAAAA
Anguilla anguilla (European eel) is the source of this 2104-nucleotide messenger RNA. It is a transcript of the gene dnajb11, whose product is annotated as DnaJ heat shock protein family (Hsp40) member B11. Gene Ontology annotation, cellular component: endoplasmic reticulum. Gene Ontology annotation, biological process: protein folding; protein maturation. The record is from RefSeq and is a predicted model, not a curated record. Lineage: Eukaryota; Metazoa; Chordata; Actinopteri; Anguilliformes; Anguillidae. The transcript is spliced from 10 exons. Bases 124 to 1206 code for a protein of 360 amino acids. Gene Ontology annotation, molecular function: misfolded protein binding.